UCGACGCCAACUGUCCGCCGCGCAGGACGUGAUUUGUUUGCCGCGUCGCUGUUGAUGUGCGCGUUUUGAAAAUCGUAUUUUUCCUCGGUAUUUUUCUUCUUCUAAUAUUAAGUAGUAAAACAAUAAUAUAAUAUUGUGUUUCGGUGUUGUUGUCGUCGUCGGUGCGGUCGAAUAUGUGUGCGUGAACGUUUAGCCCGGCCAAAAACGAACAUACAACAACAAACAGAUUUUGAAAUUUCGGCCGAUCAACUACCGGUACACAAUGGACACUGCAGCGAUGGACAACCCGUCGUAUUUCGCGGUGGCGCAAGGGCUGCAGAGGAGGAUCCUGCCUUUGGCCGACCGGCAGAGAAUAGCCAGGAACAAAAGCCUGGAGACCUCGUCGAUGGGCAGGACCAGGAACGUUGACACCGGCAACAAGUGCCUAACGAGGACUUUGAGCGCCAACAUCGAAGAUGCCAGGUUACUUGUUAUGGGCCAGCCGAGACCGUCGGACGUAGCGCCGUCAGUGAAACACAGAAGACACGCCAGCACGGGUCACAAGGAUUCGCUUCAACAAGACUUGGUGCACUGUGAUUUGCAAAUCGACGGCGACGUGUUCUUCAGCAGCAGCGGAGACGUCCGGUAUAGCAAUCUCAAGGCACCGACCCGGGGCGGACGCAGACAUUCCAUCGGGUCCUUUGGCAACUAUUCCAACCGACGUCCGUUGACAGAGUGCACGACCAAGUCACCUCGGGCCAAGCUCUCGUCUGGCGGCGACCCCAAAGGCAUGAAGUCCGAUUGUUUGGACAUCGUGAUCGUAUCGAGCGGAGACAGCGAGGCCGCUAUGAUGUGGAUCAAUUUCCUGAUACAAUGCUUCCAGCAUUUCAAUCAAAAGGAAAACAAAUCACAGUACAGAAUUCAAAGAGUAAGACUGGAAGACGUUUUGUCCGGUGUAAUGUCGGCACCUCGUCAGGAAAGAUGCAGUCAAGCUAGACUCCAAAUAGUGUUGGUUUGCCCGAUAUUCCUGGAGAGAAUACUUUCGCAUUCAAACCGUUCAGAAUCUUUUGCCGCUUUGCUGCAAACCAACCGUAUGUUGGCCCUAUUGGUCGGUGUCACCGAAAACGACAUAACCGAACAGCACAAGACCGUGCUGGUCGAUUAUGAUAAAUGGAGGAGAAUGGCCGUAAAGGAUCAAGACAGGGAGUCGGUUGGCGAUUUCUACGGUGUGUCCAUGGACAUUCUCAGCAAGUCCAUGCACGCUCGGCACUCGACAAGCGUGUCCGAAGAAGAUGCGAAAUUCUCGAUCACACCGAAAAAAAUCAAAAUCGGCCAAAACAAACUCAUAGUUUUGCUGUCCGAACCUUUGAACCCGGAAGACAAUAUCGUUAUCAGUGUGGACAAAAACGGACACAAAAUGGAAAUGACAAACGUGACCAGAAGAAAUCCGUACACUUUGCAAUUUAAAAUGCCACUGAGCUGUUUGCAAGUUUCCGUGCUGGUCAACGUUAUUGUCGAGAAAAACGGUCAAUCGUUGGGUCAAAGGUCAGUGAAAUGUGAAAGCCGCAUGAGAGAAUUGGAUCAGCUGUUGCGUUCGUUAGAUAACCCGAUGAGCUUUUUGUGCCAGACUUUCGGAUUGAAUCCGGCGGACAGGGAACAAUUGGACUUGUUUUUGGUCACUUCUUACGUGAAAAACGUACCUCCCAACUUCCAUCUCCUUCAGCCGGCCGGAUCCAGGUACCAGUACUGUCACGAGGAGUAUCCCACCAUGUUGCAUUUCGCCGCCAAGUUCGGGUUGGAGAAACUGUCGUGGCACCUGCUGGAAAGUCCCGGCGGCGAACAGGCUUGCCAACUGCGCAACGCCAACCAAAUGACUCCGGCCGACGUGGCCGAAGCCGCCAACCACCAGAAGCUCGCCCAAGCCCUCAAGGGCUACAUGCAAAUGACCGAGCUGACCAGCAUGUACAGCAUCUUGAAGGGCAUAUCCGACGGACAUCCAACCAAAGACGAUCCGGACGGCAAUUAUCUGCUGCCACGGCCGUUGGACGACAGUUACUUAGUGCCGCCGGCGCCCAGACCGGUCGAACCGCAGGGCAGCCAACAUUUUUACACCAACGUCGGGUCGCCCCUGAACAACUCCAACUCCAACGCCGCCGCCAUGUUCAACUACCAGAUUCCACCGCCGCCGCAGUCGAUAUUCUCUACCAACUAUCAAGUGCCCACCAACGGCCGACCUUACAGCCCGGCGGGUACGCGGUCGUCCACGCCACCGAUGCCUUCCUCGCCCGUCGACACAGCUUCGCCUUGUGGAUACUUGGACAUGGGCACAACAUUGGGAUCGGCCAAUCACUUGCGGGCAAACCUUUCCCUCGGCGACAGCAUCAACAACAAAUCGGCGCAUAGAUCCAACGACUUUUCCACCAACAGUUCACGAGGUAGUAACCAUACUCUGUCUACGCCUCAGGAUGAGCUGUUGGAGAUCAUCCACGACUUUAAAAACAACGUUUUGACCAUUAACGAAGUGGAAAACUUAGUGGAAACCUGGAAAAACCGUCACGACGUGCAACAAUCGUUCAAAGAAAAACAGGAACAACUCAAUCAAAUGCGGGCGGAAUACGACCGGAUUCAGCAACGAAUGAAAGAUCAGUUGAAACGUCCCACUCCUUUUGAACGCAUAAAAAAAUUCUUUGGCAAAGGAAAAUCUAAUAAACAAUCUGACGGUUCUUCGGACAAUAUCAUCAAACGAAACGGUUCUGAGCACCCGUCGAAACGACCUACCAGCAGUCUGAGCCUUCAGAGUUCUAGCAGUUCCAACUCGUGUGGGAGAUCCAGCACAGUUAGCGUUAGCAGCGUCAACGACAACAACAUCUAUCAUCAAGACCAUGUUGACGACGGCAAGCUGCAGAAAUCGUCGUUCUCGUCGUACUUCGACCAACCGCACUCGUUCUCCACGUUCUUGCAGAACAAGAGCGUGGACUUUUCCGGCCACGACUACGGCAACGUGAUGUACUCUCCCGUGGGAUCGACCACGGCCGAGACCAUCAUGGAAGAGUCCGAGUGCUGCCCGUCCAGGACCACCACGGCCACAGCCUCGCAGGCCCUGGGCGCUUCGGCCGUCCGGUGCAUGACCGGCAUCGCGUGCACCCUGCAGCUGACCCGUGGCGGUACUUCCGCCGCCGAACCGGAACCGGAAGUACUUGCUGUCCGGCACGAAGAAGGAGACGACCGAGACCAAGUGCACCGCUUCGAAGACGUCGAACAGAAGGUCCAACACAUAUUGGACAACAUGCCGGAUUACACCAACGUGACCGUGGCCGAUUGCAAGUACACCACUUCGGUACAGAUAUAAUAUACAGAGUGUGCCAAAAAAGAACUGGUGGGGGGUUUCAAACGGCUGUAGGUUGUCAAGUAUUCCAGCCCUACAGCGCGCUCUGGUAGGGCUUGAACGAAAGUUGUCGAGUUUCCAAUGACUGCCGCUAGAUGUCGCCUCUGCGCGUUCCCGCUUGAAACCCCGCCGUUCUGUUUGAGACACCCUGUAUACUUGGGGGGGGGGGGGCUGCAAACAUAAAAAUCCACUCAAACCCACAAGACGUGACACGUGACUUGCUUCUGACCCUGUUCAGUGAAAAUGUAUUUAUUUUUUCUUCAAAUUUUCAUCAUUGUGUAUAUAGUUUUCAUGCUGCUAUUCGUUUAACAGUUUUUUUUGUGUAAUUUGAUUUCUUCGAACAAACCUAUUCACGAGAUUACACUAUUACCCGCAUAUUUAUAGAUUUUUUUUAUCUGUAUAGAAUAUUUAAAUUUAUUGUCUAAGACGUACCGGUAUAUAUAUAUAUAUAUAUAGCCGACUGACGAUAAUAAUAAUGUAUAACCACCACUGUGUAUUGCUGUAUCCGCGAGUACGUUCCUAUUGUAAUGAUAAUAAUAUAGAUUAUCAUCAUAUAAAGGAAGAAUAAAAACAUUAUAAUAUGUGACUAACACCUACGAUCAUUCCUAAUUAGCGAUAUUCGAGUCCGACAUGUCGAGGCCUUAGUCAAAUUAUUUAUUUUAUAUUAUAUUGUUAAUUAACAGCGUUCUCGUUUGAACGUAAUAGAUAUUUAUAAGCAUAUACAUUUAAACGUGGAUAUUAUUGUUUGUUUGUUUUAUUUUUUUUUCCAUCA
Adelges cooleyi (spruce gall adelgid) is the source of this 4136-nucleotide messenger RNA. It is a transcript of the gene stumps, whose product is annotated as phosphoinositide 3-kinase adapter protein 1. The record is from RefSeq and is a predicted model, not a curated record. Gene Ontology annotation, cellular component: cytosol. Gene Ontology annotation, molecular function: fibroblast growth factor receptor binding; transmembrane receptor protein tyrosine kinase adaptor activity. Lineage: Eukaryota; Metazoa; Arthropoda; Insecta; Hemiptera; Adelgidae.